Messenger RNA from Coturnix japonica (Japanese quail), 803 nucleotides. The record is from RefSeq and is a predicted model, not a curated record. Lineage: Eukaryota; Metazoa; Chordata; Aves; Galliformes; Phasianidae.
AAUAGUGCGGACCUGGGUGGGGACUGCGGCGUAAAGCCCAAACAGCGCGGGAAAGCGGUGGGCGGGGCUUUGUGGGCGUGGUUCCGGUAUCGGUUCCGGGUCGCGGUGUCGGUACCGGAGCGGUGGAACCAUGCGGUUCCGGUUCUGCGGGGAUCUGGACUGCCCCGAUUGGGUGCUGGCUGAGAUCAGCGUGCUGGCCCGAAUCUCCUCGGUGAAGCUGAAGCUGAUCUGCGCUCAGGUGCUGCGGGAGCUGCUGGGGGACAACAUCGACUAUGAGAAGAUCCUGAAGCUGACGUCGGACGCCAAGCUGGAGUCGGGUGAUGUGAAGGCUGCAAUUGCUGUGCUCGACUUCAUCCUCUCCAACGCAGCCAAGCACAACGUGGAUGGUGAAUCGUUGUCCAGCGAGUUGCAGCAGCUGGGGCUGCCCAAAGAACAUGCCACAGGGUUGUGUCGCUCCUAUGAGGAGAAGCAGAGCUCCCUGCAGGACAGCCUCAGGGCUGGCAGCCUCCGAUUGAGCCGCCUGGAUGGUGUGUCGUGGAGGGUGGAUUAUACACUGAGCUCCAGUGAGCUGCAGGACGUGGGGGAACCUCUGGUGCAUCUGCUGCUGCGUGUGAAGCAUCGGGAGCACGGGGAGCCCGAGGCCGUGCCCGUGGCCGUGUCGGCCGACAAGUUCCGGGUGCUGCUGGCAGCCCCUCCACCCCGCAGAGCUGAAGCAGGCCCAGGCGCUGAUGACGACCCUCCUGUGAGGCCGCGGUGCUGGCACAGCGUGCGGGGUGCGCUAAUAAAGUGACGGAGCGAAGCCC